Molecule: messenger RNA, 546 nt
Organism: Oppiella nova
Lineage: Eukaryota; Metazoa; Arthropoda; Arachnida; Sarcoptiformes; Oppiidae
Source: the annotation of a GenBank genome assembly
AUGGGCGGGCAUAACGGGACAGGAGGCACGUUUGGCGCACAGGACGAGAGAUCGGUGCAACGGUUUCCCCUCCAGAACACAGGGUUCGUGAAGUUCAUAAAAGUGGAGCUCCUGUCCCACUACGGCAGCGAACACUUCUGUCCCCUAAGUGUGGUCCGGGUGUUCGGCACAUCGCUGUUCGAAGAGGUGGAACGGAUCGACACGUUGGACGCCAAUCAGUUGUCUACCGGCGCCGUCUCUGCCGUCGAUGAGGACGAGUCGGCCAUCGGCGAGGAACUGGUGGGCGAAGACACGUCGGGGCAGAACCUGUUCGGCAGCGCCAGAGACGCCGUCUACGAUAUCGUACGCAAAGCGGCCCAAGCGCUCAAUGGCAAUCAGAAGGAAGCGCCGGAAUCGACGCCCAAUGAGACCAAUACUGGGACAGAAGUGUUCGCUGCCGUAGUGGGACAGGAGCUCCACUUUUAUGAACUUCACGAACCCUGUGUUCUGGAGGGGAAACCGUUGCACCGAUCUCUCGUCCUGUGCGCCAAACGUGCCUUCAAAUAG